AUGUUUGGAUGCGAAGAUGAGAGCGAAGAGAAGGGCGCUCUGCGCGGCUGGCAGCCCAGCGGCUGGUACGAACUGCUGCGCUGCUGCCCCUGCACCCGAUGGCUCCUACCGAAGGGCUGGAUGCUCCGGCUGGCGGCUUCCCGGUGCCCGCUGGCGCGGGCGUCGCUGGUCAGCUUGCACGACGGCGCGGGUCGCUUGCUGGACGUGCGGAGGGUGGCGCAUGACGGCACCUUCCGGCACCGCGGUGUCCGCUUCUGCUGGGACGGCGCCGCCUUCCGCAAAGAACGGGGCUUGGACGGUGGCCAGCUGACCUGCGGUCAACUCGUCGCCAGCACCGGAGUGCGCUCGGAUCGGAGGUCAGCUCUGCUACAGCAACAUGGCCUGAACGAGUACACUUCCGUUGCGCGACACUCUAGGAUCCCGGGGACACGAUGGCUGGCGGUUGGAUCCUUCCUGUGGCUGCUGCGAAGUCAUUACUUAACAGCCGGUGUGGCAGCCUUCGUAGUCAUCGCAUUCUGGCUUUCCCAAACCUGCGAAUGCUUAAUAAGCAGGUUCCGCACCCGCCGUGUCGUCCACUCUCCCGCAACCCUAGCUCUACCAGCUGCCGAGGAAGUCGAGUCCAGCUUGCUGGUUCCCGGCGACGUCAUCGCCUUGAAGCAGGGCGACAGGGCGCCCUGCGACGUGGUGCUGCUGUCCGGCGACUGCGUCGUGGACCAAGGCGACGUGGCAUUGCCCCGCAUGGCCGCUAGGUGGCCUUUAAGAGCGCCGGCGUGCGAACUCUUCAGUAUCCACAUGCACCGAACCAGCGUCAUCCUGCACCCUUCCAGAAUCACCUGCUCUCGGGGACAACUCCGCGCCGUCGUUCUGAGGACCGGUGCCGCCACGGAAAGCGCUGCACAGUGCUCACGUCCGGAAUGGCCCGAAUACGAAGAAGGGCUCGGGCCGGCCCAGUGGGCAGUGGCGGCCGUCGCGUUUCUGCUCUCGCUACUGUUCUGGCUCGGCCGAGACCGCUUCACGUGGGACGAAGUGCUCCUCCGGGCGCUCAGCCUUCACCUGCUGCUGUUCCCUCCUCGAGCGCUUCUCGCCAACUGGCUUCUGGAGAAGAUCGCAGCGUCGGCUCUAGCCGCGGCUGGAGCGACGAGUUCGCGAGGCGCCCUCCUGUCGGUUGCCUGCUGGGGAAGAACGAGCUCCGUCGCCAUCGACUGUGUAGGCGCGUUGUGCGAGGUCGAAGAGAAGUUGGCCGGAGUACUUCCUGCGGGAUGCCACGGUUUCGCGCCUAUUGUCGCACGCGGGCUAUCUCAGCUACCACGAGGACACCCGCUUCGAUGGGCAGCGGCAGCCGUGGGGGCGGCGCUCUGGAAGGACGGAAGUGACGCCACGGGACAUCCGUACGAAGUGGCAACUUUCGCGGCCGCAGGUUCCGGCCUCAAAGCAGAUGGCGACGGCUACGGCUUGGACACGCCCCCAGAGCCCCCGGGACCACCGUUGAGGCUGGCUCCCUUUGUGAACCCCUUCUGGAGCACCCAGCGCCUCGACGAAGACCUGAGGGAGACCAGUGACCCACCAGAUGUGGUAUCAUCUGGCGUUGUAGAGGUGAGCCGAAGCUGCGAACCGCCAUGGACCAAUGACUGCUACGAAGGUGGCAAGGGAGAUAAUAAGCCUCGCGCUCCCUCUAUCAGUACCGUCAGAAGCCAAUGUACUAGCCUCAGGGAACGGCCGUCUUUACCCGAGAUUCCUCAAGUACUGGUGCAGGCGCCUACGAGCCGUUUUGCUCUGUGUCCAGCCUUGUUAGCCGGUGCGCGGGCAAUACGGCGCCUUUCGGGCCAACUGGCAAACAGUUGCCCGCUGUGUCACAAGAAACGGCCCCCUCCACCGGCGCUGGAACCUUCAGAGCCUGUCACGCCAGAGUUGCCAGAACCUACGACGUGUAGCAACGACACGAAACCCGUCAUCGAAGAGCACCAGGCACUGCCACAGGAGUUGCUCCGUGAGAGGAGCGAGUGUCGGCGACUGCGCGUGCUAGAGUGUGAGCCCCGUCGCGCCGGCAGGGAUUGGACCACGGUCUUGUACGAAACCAGAAACCACCGAGAGACCGUUUGCGUCGGUAGACCGGGUGACGUAUUCCCGCUGUGCCAAGGCGAUCACCCGGCGCCAUGCAACGCAAAAGCCGUGUCAGCGUCGUUUCACGAACGCGGUUUCGGCAUGGCCGCAAUCGCUGGUAGACGCUGUCUUGACGAGGAUUGCCGCGCUGACACCGCGAGAGACUUCAAUUGCGAAGGUCUGUUGUUAUUUGAGCCUGUGAUGAAACCGCAAGCUGCUCCUGCUGUCGAAGAACUGCGGCGCAUCGGUCUGCGCCCAGUGGUCAUCGACGAGGCAAACGUCUACCGCUGCAUCGCCGUAGCCCGCAGCACUGGUGUUGUGCUGCCCGGUGAGCCACUUUUGCUCGUUGCGACCCGCAAAACUGUGUUCGGAGGCCCCGCCGUCGACAUUCGUAUCCUGACGACGCCCUCGCUCUUCGAGUUACUGUCACCAAAACAAAAAGAAGAUGGUGUCCGGCGCGCGGAGAGGCUCCACUACGCUUUGAGCUAUCGCACGCUCGUCGUGCUGCGCGAGCACUUCCCGGGUCUGCUGUCAUCGGUACGAGACUCCGUGUCCGUACUGGGAGGCCUGCCCGCAAGCAGGGCUGCGUCCGCGAUGCGACAGCUGGGAAUCCAGACCGUAUGUGCCGGCGCCACCCUAGGCCAAGCGGCGAGCCAACAUGGCGCCAUCGUCGUAGGGUCGCGCCCAAGGCCUCCGCUGGCGUGCGACUCCGUGGCCGACGUUCCUCGGGUGGCGCUGGCCGCUCGAUGCGUUCUCGGCUCCCAGGGCGUGACGCUGGACUACGUGGCGCUCAGCGUGUGCCUGCAGGCUUGCGCCCUGCUGGUGCUUUACGCCCAGCGCGCCACCUUCACGGACCACAUGCACGUCUACCUGGAGCUCGUCGCAUGCGGCGGCCCCACGGUGGCUCUCGCCACCUCGCAUCGCUCCGAGGAGCGGCCCCCGCCUCGCCAAGACGCGCCGGCAUUCGUGCUGCACGCGCUGUGCUGGCUGGCCGCGCAAGUCGGCCUCCUCGGCCAACUCCACUGUAGAGGCUGGUACGCGCGCCUGUCCAAGCGGCUGCAGCGGCGACUGGACGCCAGCGUGCUGUGCCUGCUCGCGUCGUACCAGCUGCCCCUGCUGGCUGUGCAGCUGGCCGCCUUCCGCGGUGGCAACAGGCUCCGCCCCGUGGCCGUCGCCUGCAUCCUGCCCAUUGCAGCCACCACAGCCCUCAUGUUUCCCUGGGCCACGUCGGCCUCUCUCGCCCUGGGCCUGCCUCGGUGGCCCAGAGACCGGGACACGCUACUGCUCAGGAUAGGCAUUGUCCUGGCCGCGCUCCUCAACCUGCUAGUUGACUCUCUGGCGCAGCUAUUCGUGGCUCCCAAGUUUCGAAGCGACGCGCAGCCCACCGUCGAUGAUACGAUGCGUGUUCCUGUCGCUGAGACCCACAUCGGGCGUAUGCCUCCUGGAUCACGCGCCAGCAGGGCUCAGUGAACCGAACAUGAAAAUAUUCGGAUGUGACGAUGUGUGCCUUCCCGCUGAUCGACAUUGCAAUAUGCGCUUGUUAGUAGUAGUCAACCGAACAUGAAAUGAUUUGAAUGUGAAGAUGUUUAACUUCCCGCUGGGCGAAAAUGCAAUAUAAGCAUGUUAGCAGUAGUCAACCGAACAUGAAAUGAUAUGAAUGUGAAGAUAUUUACCUUCUCGCUGGUCGAAAAUGCAACAUACGCUAGUUAGUAGUAGUCAACCGAACAUGAAAAUAUUUGGAUGUGAAGAUGUUUAAAUAUACGUUUGAUAGUGCCGGAACUGUUUAGAUGAGUGAUCAUGCAAGAUGGAA
Molecule: messenger RNA, 3910 nt
Organism: Dermacentor silvarum
Lineage: Eukaryota; Metazoa; Arthropoda; Arachnida; Ixodida; Ixodidae
Biological process (GO): intracellular calcium ion homeostasis
Cellular component (GO): membrane
Molecular function (GO): nucleotide binding; P-type transmembrane transporter activity
Source: RefSeq, a predicted model, not a curated record